UCCAAUAUGGCGGUCUUUUUCUAGUGGAGAAUUGUUUCAUCUCACAUGUGAGUAUAGGUAAUUUGGCGUCAUAUUUUGAAUACUGACCAGUAUAACGACCUAAAAGAGUUAAAGCCAUCUCUGUUUAGAGGGGUAAUGCAUUGUGGAUGGUCACACUGAGCGUGCGGAUUCGCUUUGGGCACCACAGAAACUUGUGUUUGAAUACAGUUACCGCCAGCGAGUUCCCGCUAUCGAAGCAUCUAUUGUUCGCUAAAUGUCACGUUGUGGGAUUCUUGGAGGGUUGGUUUGUACACUCGAUUAAGAGGAUAAGAUAUUUUCAUGGAUUAUCAUGAGUGAUCAAGGAACCAGUGAACAAGCCAUCAAUGGACCUAAAUGCAUUGAAAUUCCACGAGGCUGGAGCCGGAUUCUUGAAAAUGGUUCCAUUUUGUACAUCAGUCCAAACAACAGCCGAUUGAGGUCCUUAGAAAAUGUGAUUGAGUAUCUCAAGACAGAUGGAACCUGUAAAUGUGGACUGGAGUGUCCCUUUUUCAUUCACAAAGUGUUCAACUUUGAUGCAAGAAUUCCAAGCAAGCCUAUUCUAGUGAACAGCAGAGCAGAACCUUUGCAAUCAGGGUGCAAACACUGUGUUAUUGACUAUUUGGAUGUUUCAAACAACCUUCAGCAGUCAUCAGAAGCCACAGGAAAUGAAGCUAGUGAUGCCAAACUGUCAGGAUUUUCAGCAGUGGCCCCUAAAAGAGGUCCAGGAAGACCUCGCAAUCCCUUAUCCAAGUCACGGAGAGUUGCUGUACUAAAGCAUGACCUUGACAGAUCAACCUCACCACUCCACAACAUUCCUCUUCCUGUUCCAAGCUCCAUUGCCAACAGUCCUGUCCAGAGUGUUCCAGCCAACAUUGCAGUUGAACAGGGCCCCUUGCCAAGCUUUGCGACCAUUGUGAGUAGUUCAAAACUCUUUAACCCAGGAGCAGGCCUGGGGAAUACUAAGUUGGUGAGUAGUACUGUAACAAGUGUGGUAAACGGUUCUCCUAUAGCAGCAGUGACAGCACAUCCAUCAAAGACAGCCACUACAACAGCUAGUGUUAACUCAGCUCCAAGCCACAGUGCCUCAGCAACUACAUCAGCUGUUACUACUUUGGCUACAAUGGGACAGACUGUAAUGGAAGUUACUAAAACUACAGCCUCUGUUGCAACCACAGUAGUUGUCAGUCAUCAGCACACAGCAGUUGCUGCAGCAUCACAACCGAUUAGAGACCAAACAGAAAAUACUCUGCCAAAGAGUACUAGUUCUUUGAUCUUUGGUGCAGCAAAUACUCCCUCAACCAAUUUGCCAUCCAAUAGUAAGGAACCUAGCAGGUUAACAGUAUCAAGUUCAGUGGUGUCCACAAGCACAACAACAAUUUCAACUGGCACACAGGGUGUAAAGUCAGUUGCCAAUAUUAAUAAACUUCCUGAUGUCAAAGCUACACCCAAAGUGUCUGCUCCACGCACCAGCAAAGCAGCGAAAUCUUAUGGACCAAGAAAAACAGUUGCAGCGACUCUCAAAGCUGCUGCUGCUGCGAAGGCAUCCAAUCCCACAGCUGAUGCCGCAAAACCUGGUGUUAGUGACCUUAUUCAACGAACAUAUCAAACGACUUCUACUGCCGCUGCUUCUGUUCCCUCUUCUGAGAAGAAGCUGGCAGCCAGUAAUGCAUCGAAAUCUCCCGCACUGUCUACACCAAGUGUCGCAACUACUGUUCAAGCACCAGCGUUAUUCCAUAGUGUGCUUAAAGAUGCAAUAAUGAAUGAACAAGGUAGCGCUGUUACUUCAACUUCACCAAGUACAACUACUACUGUAAAAAAUAUUACCAGCACAACAAAUGCCGCACUCGAUCACAGUUCAAGAGGAUCUCAGUCUACGAGUAGUGCUUCCUCUCGUAGUAAGUCUGCAGCAAACAAGGAAACAACCCAAGUGACAACAGCUUUGCUUCAUGGCGUCCAAGUGAGUCAUUUACCACCAAGUGUGUCCCAGAAGGUACCAGCUCACAGGCCUUCACCACAACUGCCAGGAUACCCCAUUUCGUCAGGUGCCUUUGGCAGCCAAGCGCCACUUGCAACAACAAGUCAACAGCAGAAUGUUACAGCUGCCACCAUGGCUCAAAGUUCGGCUCAAACAUCAGCUCCUGUGAGCAUCUAUGGACAGGCGCAGCAUACAGCUGGCUCGUCUCAAAUACCAUCCUUGCAGAUCACAGCAUCGCAAGCUCAGGGAGGUGUUUUCUUUCAAGGCAACGGAAAUCAAGUAUUCCAAAUGAAUGUGGAUUCAAGCCAGCUGAAGGGCGCUUAUCAACUUCAUGGAGCACUUUACCAAGGAGCUAUUCCAGCGACAUUUCUUGCUACAACUAAUGUGAACAAGGCUGCAUCAUCUAAUACACCAGGAGGGAUCCCUCAUACGAUGUACCCCACGAACCCCUAUAUGCUUGGCAUUGUGAUGCCCGCUGCCUUAACGCAAUCUAUGCCAAACCAGCCUGGUCAAUCUGCACCAACAACAGCAACGUCUCCAUCAGCAACAGCUGCUGCGGCUGCGGCUGUUGCUGCGGCAACCCCAGUAGCGUCGUACUCUUACAAUAAUCAAAAUGCAGCAAUCGCUGCAGCAUUUGAGUCAUUUGUUCCCAUUGCACCAGCUGCGUCUCCAAGGUUUUCCCAAACUCUGGCUCAUUUAGCAAGUGCGUACACCCCAUUUUUGCCAAGGGGUGCUGUGCAAGGCAACGCCCCAGUGCAAUUUGCUGCACAAAGGAUGUUAUCGAUGGGAACGAUGCAUCCUCAAUCAGGUGGAAACAGUCAAAUGGGGCAGACAGUUCUUAAUCUUGGAGAUUACACCGUUAAAUAUCCACUAAAUACGGCGAAACCUGGAUCAUACGGUACACAAUCACCCUCUGUUAGUAGCGUUAGUCAAGCUAACACUCAUCAACAACAGACAGCUGUCGUUGCUGCAAUGCCAUAUGUCGCGUUCGGCCAAGUCAACCAUCCUCGCUUUCCGUUUUCUGUGAAUUUUGCGUCGCCAAGUGCCAGUACAACUCCGUCCGUGACAUCAUCUUCGCCGUCACCAGCUUGUAGUUUCGUCACAUCUGCCACCACACCUCAUCAAUAUGGGGCCUGUAGUAGCUCAGAUUCCCACGCCGUGCCCGGGUAUGUGGCGAUGCCGUUUAGCACCAGCUCAGGAAGUACAACUCACUCUUCUUCAGCUCCCACCCCACAUCCUGGCAGUGCAUUCUCUCCUCCCUCCAGUCAUACGGCUACAAGCCACAGUAGUCAAAGGGUGGAUGUAUCAGGACCUGCUCCACACCUAUCUUCAUGGUGUGGAACUAAAAGUUUAACUGGAGCAACAAAUCAACGAAGAUGCAGUACUCCUGAGAGUACAAGCACAGGGGCUUGCAGUGUGGCUAAUUCAAGUGCUUUUUCUGUUCCAUCAAGCAGAAGUAGCUGUAUGGAAGUCAGUACUUCGUCUGUGACUGCGCCCAAAACACCAAGUUUCAGCCCGUCGCCCAGGCUUCCUGGAGUUACGUCUCCCUUGAACUCACCACUGACUAUGCUUCCUCCUAAUCAGGGGGUAUCUGCUUGCCGCGCGUCACCAAAGAGUGAUUCAUCCCUUUCAAGCGGUAGAAGCAACAUAGAAAGCGUUCCGUCUCGUUGUCAAUCGUUAAGUGUGAAUGAAAGUCACCCGACGAAAACGUCUUCAUCUGAUACUUCUUGCGCUCCUAAGAGAGCUUCUUAUAGUGACUCUAGUGAUCAAUCCAAAAAGGCGAAAUAUGAUGAGUCAGCGUAUUAUGAAGCAUAUCCGCUACUGGGUCUGAAGAGAUCUUGUGAGGCCAUAGAAGCGUAUUGCAGCCCAGAGAGAGACGAUGAGGAGGAGGAGGACAAUGAAAUAGGUGAUCGUACGGUGUCAAAAAACGAUUCACCUUCCCCUGUAAACCACCAAUCAGGGGAAGAAAAUGUAACCAGCAAAAAAUGUAGCAACUUAAACAACGAAAACGGCAGCAGAGGAUUAGCAAACAGCGACAAUGAACCAGUCAGCGACAAGCGCCAGUCUCACUCGGUGUAUAACGGAGACGUUUCAGCCAAUCAAAAAGAGAGAUCAAGAGACCAAAGUGUACAAAUGGUCACUGACAACGCGUUUCCUAAUGUCAAGACGAAUCCCUUGUCAUCUAACACGCCCAAUAACCAAGAAUGUCUGCGCGGGCCUUCCGUACCCAUUACAAGACCCCAGUUUGAUAUCGGUGAUAUUGUAUGGGCACAGGCGAGGGGACUGCCAUCUUGGCCGGGCAAGGUCGUGGAUGCAAGCGAGGUUGGGAAAGGAAGACCUGAUGAUGGAAAGCGGUGGGUGAUGUGGUUUGGUGACCAUACAUUCAGUCAAGUUGAAGUGGAUAGACUCAAGACUCUCUCUGAAGGACUUAGAACACUCGACGACAAAGCUCGCAAGAAAAAGUACAAGGCUAAGAAGGCAAGGAUUGGGUUGGAACAAGCAAUUAGUGAGGCUUUAGAGGCUCUCGAUGUGAGGGAACGUCUUCGAGGUAGGCAAGCUUCCAGAUCGAAAGCCAAAAAGAAACGCCUUAGAUGACGACGCAAGCAGCAAUUGAAUCGUAUUUGAAUUCUUUUUAAGUGGGUCUCGUAGAAUUUGUGCUUAUAUUAUAGACAAGUAGUAAUAUAUUACUGGUACUAAACCAAACACGCAAGCUAAGUACACAGGAAGUUAGUGGUUGUGAAGUACUCAUUUACUACAAAUAACUUUUUAUCUUUAGAGCCAAUUUUUUGAGCAGAAAGAGAAACAGAACCAUUUCUCCAUAAUGAGUUUCUUAGCAAUUAAUCAUAAUUCUGCAAUCUUUUAUAGACUAAAAAAACGCAGGAAAACUUAAUUGAUAUGUAAUAAUUUCAACCAGGGCCAUGUGUAUAAGUAUCUUUAAAAAAAUCGAAGCAAAAACGUGCAGCCGACCCUAUGUCAUUUAAUUGGCUAAGGGGACGAUGGUCACAGUAUGAUAUGCGUAUUCUGCUAACCAGUAACCCACGGUUAGAAAACUGGGUCGAGUACUCGAAGUCGAGGCUUUAAUCUAUAAGGCAAACAAACUCUUCUUUUGUGGUUUGACUUGUGUCUUCUGUUUUUUUUUUUUGUCGUGUUGCGAGAACUUUUUAUAAUUAUUGUUAUUAUUAUUAUUAUUAUUAUUAUUAUUAUUAUUAUUAUUUUACUAUUAUUAUUAUUGUCAAUAUUAGCUCGAUGUUCGCCGUCCUCUCGAAUGCGGACUUCGAUCCUCCCAAGACUAAAAAAAGGAAUGAGUGUGGGCUCAUUUCCCGUACAGCGGCAAGCCACUAAACUAAGCGAUUUGUUUCUUGUUUUAUUUUUGGCGCCAAGUAAGCUUCGACUUUGUGUGCACGACCUACUUUUCAUGGUUCAUUUACAACGAUAUGGAACGCGACCCACCGGGAAUCUUAGAUUGACCAUCCUGGAGGAAUAUUUAUUUAAUUUUGAUGAAACUUUUUUUUCGCAGGAAUUGACGUAUUUUCUAGUAAUCGUUUGUUUAUCGUUUUCUUUGCACCUCCUAGUCCACGCCUGUUUCUCGCAAUCCUCCUCUUCGAAUUGGCACAUCUUUAUGUUUUAUUUGUCUGUGUAUUUGUGCUAUUUUCUGUACCUUGGUCCUGACGCAGUGAAACUGAUAAAAAUGGAACAAAAAUGUUCUUAUACUUCUUGUGAUUGACUUGAAGUUGCUUGUUCAAGUUUUCCUUGUUAUCACUUACCUACGUUUAAGUAUUUUGAACAGUUUUUCACAGACUCAAAAAACUGACUGUAGGUGUCUAUACUGACGUACUAACAUAACUCACUACAGAAAGUAAGCAUUGGAGAGGAGAGCCCAAAUUAAAAGGUGAUACUGAGGAAUAGCGGGCUUAAACUCCAAUUGUUAAAGGCGAUUUUGAAAAACUGAGGCUCAAUUUUUUAGAUAUACGAACUAUGAAGUAGUUCCUUCAAACCACACAUGAGAGUCCCAAUGUAUUUCUUGCGGGGUGGGGUGGGGGGGCAGGGCAGGCGGUUCGUACCUUUUUUUGAGGGGAGGGGAUAGUAUUCACAUGAAAUUAAAUAGUGUUGAGUAGUCUUCCUGUAGGCGUUUCAUCAAAUCAACGGAUGAUUUUAUGGCAAGAAAUUGCCACCUGUAAAUAAUAGUUUGUUGCCCGAGUCUUUCCGCAUGAAUUUGGUACAGCAUGUAAAUUUCUUUUGUACAGUCUCAGAGUCCCACCCUUCUUUGUUGUUAAAUGGGACAGCAGCUCAAAGAUUUUCUCCGCAAUACCAAGCGUUGCGUGACCACUUAAUUGACAGCCGUAAUAAUAGCUCAUGUCACGCAAUUCGCCGACUAACAUGGUACAUUGCGUAUUAUUCCGGGUGCUUUUCUCGAAGUUACGCUAUAACGAUGUCUGUAGAUCCAUGAAAACCUGGCCUGUUAUAUGAUACCCGGGCACAAACGGGUGUAUAAAUUAGUCGGGUUUAUUUUUGUAAGGGAACUUGGUAUUGUACAUAGCUGUAAUUAAAUUUUUUCAGUGGUUACUAAUUUAUCGUCGAUUUGGGUGUAGAUCCAAUUCGAAUUCUUGGAUCUAAUUGCUCAGCUUUCUCCAAAGUAGUUACGGACUAAAGUUGAACAGAUGCUAACUUCAAUCAUUAAAAUUAACGUGUUAAAAUUUA
Molecule: messenger RNA, 6691 nt
Organism: Pocillopora damicornis (cauliflower coral)
Lineage: Eukaryota; Metazoa; Cnidaria; Anthozoa; Scleractinia; Pocilloporidae
Cellular component (GO): chromocenter; nucleus
Molecular function (GO): DNA binding; chromatin binding
Source: RefSeq, a predicted model, not a curated record